Molecule: messenger RNA, 1010 nt
Organism: Asparagus officinalis (garden asparagus)
Lineage: Eukaryota; Viridiplantae; Streptophyta; Magnoliopsida; Asparagales; Asparagaceae
Product: ankyrin repeat and SOCS box protein 13-like
Exons: 6
Coding region: 154-753 (199 amino acids)
Biological process (GO): protein ubiquitination; positive regulation of protein catabolic process
Molecular function (GO): protein binding
Source: RefSeq, a predicted model, not a curated record
CAUAAUUGGGCCCAAACGACAAGCCCUAACUUCAACCCGCUCCACUCCUUCCAUAUAAAAUUCCCUUUAUUUUGGCCCAAAAUCGAAACGCCGCAGUCUCUCUUCUGUAAAAAUCUCCGGCGAACUCGAUCGACAGCUCCUGCCGCGGCGAUAAUGGCGGUUCCGGCGAGAAUCAACGGCGAAGAGGAGGAAGAAGACGAAGGGAUAUUUGAAGAGGGAGAAGAGUGGGUGGAUCUCGACAGCGACGUUCCUCCUCAUCUCCGAGCCCUCGCCGACGCCGCUCAGCGUGGCGACGUAGCAGCCCUGAGUGCUGCCCUAGAUAGUCACACUGGCAGCAUCAAUGAUCCAGUCGAAGAUGGUGAUACUGUUCUGCAUCUUUGCUGUCUAUACGGCUACCUUCCUUGUGUCCAGCUUUUGCUGGAAAGAGGAGCUAGCUUAGAAUCCAAGGAUGAGGAAGGUGCAAUACCACUUCAUGAUGCUUGUGCGGGAGGUUUUCUUGAAAUUGUGCAAUUUAUAAUUAAUUCGGCUGGGAAUCAUGAUUUCGUAAAGCGAAUGCUAGACACAACUGACACUGAGGGCGAUACGCCUCUUCAUCAUGCAGCAAGAGGUGAGCAUUUGGAUGUUGUAAAUUUGCUUCUUUCAGCUGGGGCCUCACCCAAGACAACAAAUACUUAUGGAAAGAGUCCUGCUGAGCUUGCUGAACCAGGUCCUGUUCGAAGAACAUUAGAAGCAGCAGCUGGAAAUAAUUUAUGAUCGACAUGACAAGGAGCAGUUUCUGGCGUGGAAUGACAAUUUUGCAGGGUAUUCAUGCUUAUCGAACUGUUUGGCAACCCAGUGCUCGCUAUGCUUGAGUUAAACAGCUGCAUACAAUGGUAAAUUGUCAUUUGACAAUCAGAGUAUAGACAUUUUGUUACAUUAGUAGAUUUUGUGCAUAUAAGUAAUUGAAGCUCAUGACUGUAUUGAUUCUGGUAUGAAUAUUUGUUUAGUGCUUCAAUUUAUUCUCUUCAGAC